Molecule: messenger RNA, 7823 nt
Organism: Solea solea (common sole)
Lineage: Eukaryota; Metazoa; Chordata; Actinopteri; Pleuronectiformes; Soleidae
Gene: tulp4b
Product: TUB like protein 4b
Exons: 16
Coding region: 464-5932 (1822 amino acids)
Molecular function (GO): protein binding
Source: RefSeq, a predicted model, not a curated record
AUUUAGUUCAAGAAGACUGAAAGAUCGGGGGUUUAUUUCCGUACUACCUGCCUCAUGGCAACCCGUUUUAAAGCCACAACCCCCGAAGUGCGCCAGUGAGGAGGGGGGGAAGAGAACCUGGCAACACGACCGCACUGUGCGCCGUCUGCCUCUGGAAUAACACGUUAUUACAUCGAUGUCAGGGUUGCAACUCCACAGAGCAACAUUAAGAAGACAUGGGAUGGGCCACUGGCAUUAAGACGAAGCCUCCUCCACAUAAUUUCAUUUCAUGGCUUUAAACUCUGACGCACAGAGCAGCAGCUUGAUUCGAACGAAGGCAGAGCCGGACAUCAUCUGGAUGUAUGAUGCAUUUCGCCUCACCGUAGAUUUAUUUGCAAGCAACAAGAGCAGAGCAGCCAUUAUCCUUCAGUGCAGCAUCUGAAUGUAAAUAUGGACACAUUCAAUGGAGGCAUUUUGACUCAACAUGUCCAGGAACUAUGAGCCUGGUCACUCAGUAGGGAUGUUGGCUGCCGUGGAACAUGGUCCCAUCCUCUGCAGCGACUCCAACAUCCUCUGCCUCUCGUGGAAGGGCCGCGUCCCCAAGAGCGAGAAGGACAAGCCGGUGUGCCGGAGGCGGUACUAUGAGGAGGGCUGGCUCGCCACGGGGAACGGGAGAGGUGUCGUUGGGGUGACGUUUACAUCGAGUCACUGCAGGAGGGACAGAAGCACACCUCAGAGAAUCAACUUCAACCUGCGAGGACACAACAGCGAGGUUGUCUUGGUGCGUUGGAAUGAACCCUUUCAGAAGCUGGCCACCUGUGAUAUGGAGGGAGGUAUAUUUGUGUGGAUCCAGUACGAAGGCAGAUGGUCUGUGGAGCUGGUGAACGACAGAGGAGCGCAGGUGAGUGACUUCACUUGGUCACAUGACGGCACUCAAGCCCUCAUCGCGUACAGGGACGGCUUUGUGUUAGUCGGCUCAGUAAGUGGACAAAGACACUGGUCCUCGGAGAUUAACCUGGAGAGUCAAAUCACCUGUGGCAUCUGGACACCAGAUGACCAGCAGGUGUUGUUCGGUACAGCAGACGGUCAGGUGAUCGUGAUGGACUGUCACGGUCGUAUGCUCGCCCAUGUACUGCUGCAUGAGUCUGAUGGCAUCGUGAGCAUGUCCUGGAACUGCCCUGACUUCCUGGUGGAGGACAGCACAGAGAGUGACACAGACUCCGAUGACAAUGUUCUGCCUUUAGUGCGUAGAGUGAAGCCUUUGUUGACGGUCACCUUCUUAUCAGGAGAUAUCAGUUUAAUGAACAACUAUGACGACCUCUCUCCAGGUGUUAUUCGCUCAGGGCUGAAAGAUGUUGAGGCCAAAUGGUGCUCCCAGGGAGAUCUGCUGGCUGUGGCCGGCAUGGAGAGACACGGGCUUCCUGCCGACGCUGCAUGUGCGUCCAUUAUGAGAAACGCCCUGGUUAAGUUCUAUAACGUCCAAGGGGAACACAUCUACACUUUGGAAACACCUGCACAGAGGCCCAUCACCACCAUCUGCUGGGGUCACAGAGACUCUCGUCUGUUCCUUGCAUGUGGACCAGCGUUGUAUGUGGUUCGCGUGGAGCACAGGGUGGCCAGCCUCCAGCUCUUAUGCCAGCAGGGCAUCGCCAGCGCCCUGCGAGAGGAGAAAGACGUGGGAAAACUUAACAUGCCCUCACUGCUCUGCUCCUAUGUCACCACUGCUUUCAUACCCACCAUCAAGCCCCCAAUCCCUGACCCCAACAACAUCCGUGACUUUGUCAGUUAUCCCACAGCUGGGAAUGAGCGCCUCCACUGCACCAUGAAGCGAGCCGAGGACAGUCCUGAGGCAGGCGGACCCUGCUACACUCUCUACCUGGAAUAUUUAGGGGGGCUGGUGCCUAUUCUCAAGGGAAGACGUAUCAGCAAACUGCGGCCUGAGUUUGUCAUCAUGGAUCCUAAAACAGACAGCAAAGCAGAGGAAGUGUGCGUGAAUCCCAUGAUCUCAUACACCGACAGCUGUAACUGCUCUGACUCCAGUGACAUUGAGUUGAGCGACGAGUGGGUCGGGAAGAAGUCACCAAAGUUAUCCCGAGGAAACAGGAUGAACAUGGAAUCAAGGAAGUCUCCCAAACUUUCACGUGCCAAUCAAGAAUGCCAACGGUCACCACGGUUACCAACAAAGAAACCUCCAGUUCGAUCUCCCAGCCUGACACGCCGGGAGUUUUCCAUGGAUGGGAUCACAGAGCACAACUACCUCGCUCAAGUCACAUCCAAUAUUUGGGGGACAAAGUUCAAAAUUGUUGGACUUGCUUCGUUCCUCCCAGCCAACCUUGGUGCAGUCAUCUAUAAGACCAGUUUACUUCAUUUGCAACCGAGACAGAUGACAAUCUACCUGCCAGAGGUGCGAAAGAUUUCUCAUGACUUUAUGAGCCUGCCUGUGUUCAACCCCAAUGUGUUCAGUGAGGACGAGGAUGAUUUACCAGUGAUGGGGCCAUCCGGAGUGGCAGGAGACAAUCCCCCCUGUACGGUCAACAUUCCCAUUGCUCCCAUCCACAGUCCGGCUCAGGCCAUGUCCCCGACGCAGAGUAUCGGCCUGGUUCAGUCUCUUCUGGCCAAUCAAAAUAUUCAGUUGGACGUCCUGACCAACCCCACGGCCACUGCGGCGGCAGCAGCGGCAGCUACUGUCCCGGUCACUGAUCAGGAUGCCGUUGCAUCACCGUACCCACCAGUGCCAACUAGAUACUCAAACCCAGGUCAGGUGAUCUUCAACCAGCUGGAGAUGGGUCAGCUCCUUCCUGGUACUCUACCACCACCACCUCCACCUCACCAUCUCCCGCCACAGCCUCACUUGCAGCGGUCUCAUUCACAGCAGCCUCGCCAACAACAGUCGAAACAGUCACAACAAAUGCAGACGCAGCAGCAGCAGCAGCAACAGCAGCAGCAACAGCAACAGCAACAGCAACAGCAGCAGCAGAAAAUGUAUAACCAUCAUCAACAACAGCAGCAGCAGCAUCACCAUCAGGCACUGGCACUGUCACAACAGCAGCAGCAGCAACAACAGCAGCAGCAGCAGCAACAUCAACAACAGCUUCAGCAACUGCACCAUCAGCAGGCGCUGCUUCAGCAGCAGCUCCAGGCUCAGCAACACCAACAGAUGCAACAGAGUCAACAGCAAGUGUCAAGCCACCAACUGCAGCACCAACAGCAAAUCCAACAGCAGCAGCAGCAGAUGCAGCUGCAGCACGAGCAAAUGCAGCAACAGCAGCAGCAGAUGCAGCAGCAGCAGCAGCAGAUCCGACAACAGAUCCAGGAGAUGAGGCAGCAGCAGCAGCAGCUCCAGCAGCAGCACCAACAGAUCCAGCAGCAACACCAACAGAUGCAGAGGCAGCACCAGCAAAUGCAGCAGCAGCUGAAGAUGCAGAUGACGCUGCCUCCGCCUCCAACUGGCUAUCCGACCAUUUCCUUACAGCAGAUUCAUCUUCUGCCUCAAAUUCUUCCUCCUUCCGCCGAGGGUUUAGAUCGGAGCGAGCACGUACACACUCUGAGGCCAAGUCUGCUGCGGAGUUUGCCUCCUACCUUCAGUGACACAGAUGGUUCUGUGGAGAUUCACAUGAGGAAAGUGAAUCCUCCUCCUCCAUAUCCUGGCACUGUAGCAAGUGCAGCUGCAGCUGCAGCUACAGCCGCUGCUACACCUCAGACUAUUGUCACAAAUUGUGACAGCCCCAGUGUCCUGGCACCCGACCCCUGUCUGAAGAAAGAUGACUACUUGCUUCGCCCCAUCACCUUACAGUACCCAACGCCUCUGGGAUAUGAAAGGAUCACAACCUUUGACAGCAGUGGCAAUGUGGAGGAGGUUUGUCGGCCACGAAGGCGCCUCAUUCGAAACCAGAAUGCGUACACUAUGCAUGGCAUCGGAGGUUCUGCCACUCUUAAAGUGACCUCCUCUGAGAAUAAAAAAAUUCAGCUUCCGUAUAGCUCCGCCACAUUAAGUCGUCUCUCUGUCCCUCGGUACUCAAUUCCAAGUGGAGACCCUCCUCCUUACCCAGAUCCGGCCAACCAAGUGACUGCCACACUUCCUCCUCCUCAGAGAAUUGACAACAGUCUUAUUCACGCCACUCUGCGUCGUGACCGCAGGGACGUGGGACUUAAAGUGCCACAGAUGAUGGAAAGCUCAAGAACCCUUCCCACGAAGGCUAAAAUGAACAGUGCAUUAGCUCUCUCCUACCAGCAGAGGGUGCCCACUGCACUAUAUACGUGCACACAGUGCAGCAGCAACAGCAGCAGCACUAGUGUCAGUGUUAGUGGAGGUGGAACCACAAGUAGUGGAAUUGCAGGUGGUACGGUAGUGAGGCAGGACUUCCCACCAGGAAAAGUUGCACAUCACAGCACAAUUAUUGUGCACUCUAAAAGCACCUCACCUCUGGCCUCCCAUUCGUCUUACAGUCUGCUGGGUGCUGUUGACAACAGCCGGGACAGAACAGUGUACGUUAACUCUGCAUUUACUGAAGACGAGACUCUAAAUCAGCAGUGUCACCUCGAAAAAUCUGUGCGUCAGCUGACUCUCGGGGAUGUCAGUUUGACGGUUAAACGUCCUCCGCCUUACCAGUGGGACACCUCCACUACGGAGGAGUUUUGGCUCACCCCAGAGCCAACCAUGUUAGCGCCGCCACCAGGACCUAAUAAACCACCUCCACUCAUCAUAAGUCAGGCUCAGCACUUGGACGUGACCCGCCUUCCAAUUUUCCUCACAACGAAACCACCAGCCAGUCCGAGCACAAGCACCCUUACUUUCCCAUCAGGUUACCAGAUUUCCCUGUCACCCUUCCCUCCAGGUGUGGGUCACAGUGCUCCACCACUUCAGACCUUACAGAACCCUCCACCAAACGAAGUGGUCACUCCUGUCCCUUUUGCUCAGCAGGAUGCCAGUUUGGUUUUGCCACCAGGUUACCCUCCGAAUCUUGCUAACCUUGCUUGCUGCCCUUUACCUCCAAUGUAUCCGGGAGCCAGUUCGUGUUCCGGACUCCAGCUGCAUCCUGUCAGCCUUCACCCUUGGAACCCCUACCCCUGCCCACCACCCUUGCAAGACCCACCAGCACCUCCCCUCCCCACCAAAAACCACCAGAUUUUAGAGAAGCCAAUUCUCUCCCCACCUCCCCCAACUGGACCUCCUCCACCACCCCCUUUGCCACCACCUCCUCCACCUACUGAGCUACCCCCAUGCAAAAGUGCCACAGACGAUUUAACAGAGUCUGCAAACAACUUUGCAGAGCCAUCGUCUCUAAAUGAAAGCCCUUUGCCACAGGAGUCAGAGCGUUUCAACAAGAAGAGCCGUAAAAGGUUGGACAGCAGAGCCGAGGAGUCCACCCUCUCUGAGGGCAAGUCCAGAAAGGAGGGACGAGCACUCUCUGACUUUAACACACUCAUUUCCAGCCCAAGGCUUGGCAGCAGAGAGAAGAAGAAGCCCAAGGGUCAGAGAGAGCAACUCAACAAAACCAAGAAGAUGAGCAGGACCACAAAUGAGUUCCAGGAUAGUUCUGAAAGCGAGCCUGAGCUGUUCAUUAGUGGCGAUGAGCUCAUGAACCAGAACCAGAGUAGUAAGAAGAGCUGGAAGAACAAGCGCAGCCUGCGAAUGGCGAGUGAGCUGGAGGAGAUCAAAUGCCGCAAGGCGAAUGAAAGGGAGGACCGCAGUUUGGGCAGCCAAGGAUUUGUCUAUGUCAUGGCCAACAAACAACCUCUGUGGAACGAGGCCACACAGGUUUACCAGCUGGACUUCGGAGGACGAGUCACACAGGAGUCUGCAAAGAACUUUCAGAUAGAGUUGGAUGGUAGACAGGUGAUGCAGUUUGGGCGGAUUGAUGGGAAUGCCUAUAUCUUGGAUUUCCAGUAUCCUUUCUCAGCAGUUCAGGCAUUUGCUGUUGCCUUGGCCAAUGUGACUCAAAGGCUGAAAUGAAAAUAUAAUUUUGUGUUGUUGGCAAACUCAUUCAAAAGAAAGCCACAGUUGUUGCUGAUGUACAAUCCUCAGUGUGGCGCUGUUGGUGGGGAAACAUGUGUUGUGGCUUCAGAGGAACAGAUGAACAUACAGUUGGUUUCGCACAUUGCAGAUAAUUUACAGCCGUCUGUUGACGUCAUCACUGAUGGAAACUGAAUCUUUCAUUUCUAGUUGAAUCAUAUAUUGAAUGUAUUCUAACUAAUUUGAUUAAUUUCAAAUGUUAUUUAUUGUAAUAAAGAAUAAUAUUCAACAAUCAUUAGGUAAAGUACAUGUUGACAAUUAUUUUAAAGCAACCUCCAGGAGUUAAGGCCACCAAAGACACUCCCCCCCCUUUUUAAAAAAAAUAAAAAUACCGACGAAUCAAGCUAACUUGGUGUAUUAAAAAUUAAUAACUGUUUAACAUACAUAUGUGUUGUUUAUAGAUAAAAAAAAGACUGCAAGUAUUUUCAUGUGCAGUGAAAAGUUUGCAAAUAAAUUUUUACAAAGCCAUACCAUAUCUGUUACAAACACUGCACUAUUUUAAUUACAUUUAGAGGAAUUCAGUGAACUAAUUAAAGAGUUUUAUUAUAUGUAUUAAACAUGGCAUUUGAAUAACUUUUUUUUUUUCUUCACUGAACAGGCAGUAGACAAAUAUAUUAAUUGAAUAUGUUGUUUUUUUUUUUUAAGUGCAGCUAUGCAACUGUACUCAGUUAAUUAUGGAUAACUGAGUACCGUUAACCAUAGUGUGUAUGUUUUCUAUCCAUGUUACUUCUAUGAAGUGUUACAAUGGACAAGAUAAAUCACAUUCUUUUGGUCACAGUACUGCAAGUCAUUAUUUCCAGCCAUAACGCAGUAAUCUGAGUGGGUUCAUUUAUAUAAUAUUAAUUAAAAAUUAAUAUUCAAUUUGUUUAUUCUCCCUUCCCUUUAAAAAUUACUCAAAUUGUCAGUAGGGGUCUUUAAGUCUAUGUGUGCCAAAUACAGCCAAAUGUACAGUACAGUACCAAACAAAUCUCAACCUCAAACAGAAUAAUUUACUGACUGUAAAAAUUGAAAUCCAAUUGAUUUGUCUCGCGUGGCUGGCUCUGUGUUGUUUUCAUGGGGUGUGAAAAUUGCAUUUGAAUGUGAAGUACAGUAGUUUGCCUCUUUGAAAUCAGUGCUGCUUUAUAUAGAACUUAUGUGCAGUAAUGCUACUUAUAGAACCGAUGUACUUGCAAAAGAAAAUGUUAACGCUGCUUGCACUGUGUAUUUAAUUAACAUCACUAUAUGCGUAACAGCAGAAGUGUGCUUCGAUGUUGCUAAUUUCAGUAAUUUUGUACGUCACCUGUACUUUAACACGUUAUCAGUUUUUUGAUGUUACACUUGUUGAUAAAAGAAUGAACCGGCAAAGGUGUCAAAUACCGCAUUAUUCACACAUUGAGAAGAUAAGAUUAAUGUAGCUUUGGUGCUAAUGUACAAAGAAACAAAUAUGGGGAUAUCAGGACAUUUGUCAUUUUAUGUGAAGGUUAUUUUCAAGAGAGUAAUUUAAGAGAGCGUACGGGAAAUUUAGUGCAUAGAGCUUUUCAUCCAACGCAGCUUCAGAGAUGUCAGCAACAGUGUGUGUCAGUUUAACAGCAAUACUGCCGAAGGAAGAGUUGGUUGCCUGAUUUUAUUUCUCUUAUUUUGUGAAAGAAAUUAAAAUGGUAUCACCAUGUAUCACCAUGGGCUGAACAAAGUCUAAUAAAAAAAAAAAAAAAAUUAUUGUUCAAAAUGUUUGGGUUAUGUUUUUAUUUCCUGUUUGAUUCCUUUAUGCUCUGAUGCAAUGUUAAUGGUUUUUGAAGCUCAAACCGCAGACUUUUUCCUUCUGUCACUUUGUUGCACAAUAGUGGGUUUUACA